Vitrella brassicaformis is the source of this 1557-nucleotide messenger RNA. NCBI's taxonomy places the organism in Eukaryota, Vitrellaceae. The record is from the annotation of a GenBank genome assembly.
CGAUCGUCCAUUGACACAAGUAAACAUCAGACAUUCUCUGUCUGAGGCUCGCUCAUUGGUCGUCCAGCAGGUACGGCAGGCCCAGCCUCUCCACCACGUCGUUGGGCAGCGCAUACACCGGAUGCACGCCCUUGAGCCCCUCCACAGCCUUGAGCAAAGACAGGCCAGCGAUGCCGAAGAACGUGUGGAACACGUCGGCCAUGUCGUCAGGCCUGUCGGCGAUGCCCCCGCCCCUGUCGUCCUGACUCGCCAGGAUGAAGGCCGCGAGUUUCUUCCCAUCGAUCCAGUGCAGCCGCCCGAUGAUGGCCAGGGACGACAGAAUCCACCACGAGUAACACACGUCGGGCGCCUUCUCCGGCCGACCGUUGAAGCCGCCGCCCUCUGUCUGCCGUUCGCACAGCCACCAUCCCAGCCGAUCGGCAUCCGCAAAGUCCAGCGCGUCCGCCAGUGCGAGGGCGCCGACGCAGCAGAAGGUGUAGGCGGCGUGCGACUCGGACCCAGGGAUGCUCGAGAAAGCACCGUCAAUGUUCAGACAUCUGAUAAGGACACACACACACACACACCAGCCGAUUGGGAAGGAAACGGGGCAUGGAGUCCGUGUGUGUACUGUCUGGCUGACCGCCCACCUGUGCACGAAUGCGGCGGCUUUUGUGACGUCGAUGAGGUCGAGCCGGUCCAGGAUGGUCAGACAGGACAGACCACAAUACGAAAACCUACACAUGAUCGGACACCCGAUGGAUCAGCUAGACCAUGUGCAGACCUUUGACUGGCUGGCUGACCUGGUGUCCACCUCUCCCCACUCGUCACCACGAAACGAGCCAUCCUCGUUCUGACGAGUCCACACACACAGCCGAGCCGACACAUGCAUUCACUGUCUGUGUGGGCGUCUGGCGAGGUGUGUGAGCACCUGCAUGGAUGCGAUCCAGUGAGCCACUUUGUCACGGUCCAGCAGAUCCAGCCGGCCAACCACACACAAUAUCAGCACUGCAUACUGCAGGGAUGCACACACAACACCAGAGCAGACAGCACAGCAACGAAUCCAUCCAUCCAUCCAUCCCAUGUGCCUCCCUCUCGCUCUGUCUGUCUGCUCACGUGUGUGUUAGUGAUAUGCGGGUCGUGCUGAAUGUUUGCCCCGAAGCCCCCACUGGGAUGCUGGCACUUCAUGAUCCACCCAACCAACUCAUCCAUCUGACCCUUCAACGACGGACCCGCCAAGCUGCCCGACGCAUCCUUGCCACCCUCGCCAUCACCGCCACCACCACUGCCACUGCCACCCUCCUCUCGUUUGUCAGGCCCGGCUGCCGCCGCCUCAUCUUUGCCGUUCUUGUCUGUGUUGAGUCUGUCCAUGAGUGCCAGUGCAGUGAUGCCCCAGUAGGCGCCUCCCAUCCUCAGGUGCUCUGACAUCACGUACUCCAGGCUCUCCUUGUCGUCUUCAAGCGUCCGGAUGAACCGCUCGUUCAGCGACCACAGGAAUUCAGUCGGGAAUUUCGGUGCUGAUGAUGCGGCUGCCAUCCUGACGUGCUGCAGCUGACGUCUGGUCGCAAAAGCGGCGAGAUC